Molecule: messenger RNA, 2435 nt
Organism: Cuscuta campestris
Lineage: Eukaryota; Viridiplantae; Streptophyta; Magnoliopsida; Solanales; Convolvulaceae
Source: the annotation of a GenBank genome assembly
CUCACUGCCAUUGCUCCCCUAACUUUUAAUGAACCACCAGAUAUUAAAUCUGUUUCUCUUUCUCCCUCUUUAAAGAAGUUGAAGAAUUGAGCGCAAAAGAUGGAAUCUUUGGCUCCAUUUCUCCAACUUGGCCCAUCCAACUCCACCGCCGCCGCCCUCACCGCCGCCGCUGGGGGCACUCCUUUGAUCGAACCUAAACUCGAGCCGCUUGAUGAAUACACCCAAGCCGACCUUCAAACCCCACCGAUCUUUGCGAACCCUAGCCCUUCCGCCUCCAAUGUCAAAUCAAGUACCAAUUCUGCUUUCAGUCUUCGUAGCCCGCAGGAACCCAAUGCCAGUGACAUCUUGCCGUCCUCAAAUGAGACGAAUGUGUAUUCAGAAUUCAGUCGAAUCUCUGAGAUGUUUCAUGAUGCUUUUGCUAAGAGAAUGCAUGGACACGGGGAUGUGGAUGCUUUGGAGGAACCAGAUUCUAGAGCUAUUGUGCCCGUAAAUAACGAUGAGCAGACCUCAGGUUUGGUGAUUUCGAAGAAGAAGUAUCAGCAGAGGUCGUCUGAGCUGGUAAGAGUUACAGAUCUUAAACCUGAGGACCAAAGAUAUUUCCGGGAUGUGGUUCGGAGGACCCGGAUGCUUUUUGAUUCGAUACGUGUUCUUGCCAUACUGGACGAUGAGAGGAAACAUCAAAUGGACCCUCCGAAAUCCAUAGGAGAUAUCUAUGCUUCACAGCUGGCUACAGAGAAGGGCGAUACCUACCAGCAAUACUUACGUCACAGGAAACCAAGAGGAGACCUGAAGGCUUCACAGUUGAUGAGAGAGAAAGGGCUCUGGUUGAACCGUGAUAAGAGAAUUGUGGGAGACAUACCAGGAGUGCUCAUUGGUGACCUGUUCUUUUUCCGGAUGGAGUUGUGCGUGGUUGGGUUGCACGGGCAACCUCAAGCUGGAAUUGACUAUGUCCCUGCCAGUCAGAGCUCGAAUAGGGAGCCAAUUGCCACUAGCAUCAUAGUUUCUGGGGGGUACGAGGACGAUGAGGAUGCAGGGGAUGUUCUUGUCUAUACAGGGCAUGGUGGGCAGGACAAGUUUUCACGGCAGUGUACAAAUCAGAAGCUUGAAGGUGGAAAUUUGGCAUUGGAGAGAAGCAUGCACUAUGGCAUUGAGGUUAGGGUGAUUCGUGGGUUUAGAUAUGCGGGUAGUGCUAGCGGAAAAGUCUAUGUUUAUGAUGGUUUAUAUAGGAUUAUUGAUUAUUGGCCAGCUGUGGGCAAGUCUGGAUUUCUUGUGUUAAAGUUUAAACUUGCUAGGAUUGAGAAUCAACCAGAACUGGGAAGUUCUGUUCUGAGGUUCGCGCAUGCUCUCAGGACACAGCCACUGGUGGUGAGGCCAACAGGGUAUCUAAGCCUUGAUUUAUCAAGGAAAAAAGAGAACACACCUGUUUUCUUGUAUAAUGACAUUGAUGCUGAUCAAGAGCCUGCAUAUUAUGACUAUCUGCCCAAAUCUAUUUUCCCUCAACAUGUGUACUUCAUGGGAAAUGGUACAGGCUGUGAAUGUGUUAAUGGAUGUGUUGACAAUUGCUUUUGUAUGAUUAGAAAUGGUGGCGAGUUUGCAUAUGAUCAAAAUGGUUUAUUGUUGAGGGGGAAACCUGUGGUUUUUGAAUGUGGCCCGCAUUGUCACUGCCCUCCAACUUGCAGGAAUCGAGUCUGUCAAAGUGGUAUGAAAAAGAGGUUUGAAGUGUUUCGAUCAAGGGAGACCGGUUGGGGAGUUAGAUCAUUGGAUCUUAUUCAAUCUGGCUCAUUUAUUUGUGAAUAUGCUGGUGUUGUCUUAACCAUGGAGCAAGCCCAAAUUUUCAAAAUGAAUGGUGAUAGUUUAAUAUAUCCAAUUCGUUUUGUGGAGAGAUGGGCUGAAUGGGGAGAUUUAUCACAAAUAUAUGAUGACUAUGUGCGCCCAAGUCGUCCUUCAAUCCCUCCCUUGGAUUAUGCAAUGGACGUAUCCCAAAUGAGAAAUGUAGCCUGUUACAUGAGCCAUAGUUCAAGUCCAAAUGUUCUUGUCCAGCUGGUACUUUAUGAUCAUAAUAAUGUCUGCUUCCCUCGCCUUAUGUUGUUUGCAAUGGAGAACAUCCCUCCAUUACGAGAGCUUAGUAUUGACUAUGGUGUUGCUGAUGAGUGGACAGGGAAGCUUGCUAUAUGUAACUGACUUAUUUGAAUGAGUUCAUGCUGUUUUGAAUAUGAUGCAUAGCAGCUGUAUUGUCUCAUUAUGUAUGCAGAUGAGGCUUGGACGUAACAGUUGCAAUUUUGCGACUACAUACAUUGUCUUGCACUGUACACUAUGUGACACAACUUUUGUUCCCGGCAUCAUCAUCUAGUAUGAAUUUUGACUGUGCAGGCUAUAAGAAGCAUAUAUGUCCGUUAUGUUUAGUGCCAUUAGCAGAAAAAAUUAGAUCAAGGGUA